AUGUCGCCGCCGAGUCGACACUGCAAUCCUCCCUUCCGCGCCGAACACCUUGGUUCCCUCCUCCGGACCGAAAAGCUCCUCGAGACUCGCCAUGCGUGGGAAGGAGGCAAGAAACCCGCCGAGGAACUCGAAGCCGUCGAGGAUGCCGACGUAAAGGACAUUGUCAAGCUGCAGCUUGACCUGGGCUUCCAUGCCAUUACGGACGGCGAGUAUCGCCGGCACAUGUUCUGGGGUUCUUUCUGGCCCGGUCUCGAAGGCAUGACCGAGAUCGAACAUCCCGACGCGGAUCUCUUCCGCAUGUAUAUUCCCGACAUUGCCGCAUUUACAGAAGAAGGAUACAAGCCCGGCGAGACGGUGUUGUGUACCGGCAAGAUCAGACAUGUGGGCAGUACGUACACUGCUCAAUUUGAUUUCUUGAAGAGCUUGGUGCCUCAGUCCAAGUGGAAAGACUUGAAGCUCACACCGGCGGCCCCCAACUGGUACCAUCUCAGAUACAAAGAGGGCAAGGCGUACCCCAAGCAUGUGUACAAGAAUGAUGAUGAGUACUUCGCCGAUGUGGCCAAAGCGUACCAGGCGGAGCUCAAGAUCCUGUACGAUCACGGGUUGAGGAAUGUCCAAUUCGACGAUCCCAAUCUGGCCUACUUCUGCUCUGAAGCCAUGAUCGAAGGCUGGAACAAAGAUCCUCUCAAUACGUACUCGACGGACAAACUUCUCGAGAAAUAUACCGACCUGUACAAUGCGUGCGUCGCGGAAAUUCCCUCAGACAUGCAUGUCGGCGUGCACCUCUGUCGCGGCAACUUUGUCAAUUCGCGGCACUUCUCCGAGGGCGGCUACGACCGAAUCGCCACCAUCUUGUUCCAGAAACUCAACAUGCACACGUACUAUCUCGAGUACGACACCGAUCGAGCCGGCGGGUUUGAACCGCUGCAGCACUUGCCCAAGAACAAAAAUGUCAUUCUGGGCGUCAUCACCAGCAAGUUCCCCGAGUUGGAGGACGAGGAUGAGAUGGUCGCCCGGGUCAAAGAGGCGGCCAAGUGGAUCGCAAAGGGCACAGGAGAGAUCGAGAAAGAAGCCCUGGCAAGAUGUGGAGUCAGUCCGCAGUGCGGGUUCGCUAGUCAUUCGAGCGGCAAUGCGGUUAAGAUGGAAGACAUGAUUGCGAAAUUGAAGCUGGUGAGGAAGAUCGCUGAUCGUAUCUGGCCAGGCGAGCCGUGA
This is a messenger RNA of Capronia epimyces CBS 606.96, 1212 nucleotides long. RefSeq lists its product as uncharacterized. The transcript has 2 exons. Gene Ontology annotation, molecular function: 5-methyltetrahydropteroyltriglutamate-homocysteine S-methyltransferase activity; zinc ion binding. Lineage: Eukaryota; Fungi; Ascomycota; Eurotiomycetes; Chaetothyriales; Herpotrichiellaceae. The record is from RefSeq and is a predicted model, not a curated record. Bases 1 to 1212 code for a protein of 403 amino acids.